UUGAAGUUAAGAAAUGGAAGCAUCUGAAGGGAAGGGAAGUAUGAGGAUGAGUAGGAGGAGGCUAUUCCUCUUCCUCAACGGCACUAUGAUGUGCAUCGGCAGCUGCGGCGGCCCUCUCCUCGUCCGCCUCUACUUCAUCCGCGGCGGCGAUAGAAUAUGGUUCUCCACGUGGAUUUCCACCGCGGGAUGGCCCAUCACCUUCAUCCCACUCGCGGCGGCCUACUACACGCGCCGCCGCACCACCACAACAAAAACAAACUUUUUCACGAUUACUCGAAAUAUAACUUUGGUGGGAGCGGCCCUGGGCGUCCUGCUCGGCAUAAUCAACUACCUCUACACUUAUGGCAUCUCGAAGCUCCCCGUGUCCACGUCAUCUCUCAUCGUGGCGUCCCAGCUGGCGUUCACAGCUGGCGCCGCGUUCGUCCUGGUGAAGCAGCGGUUCACGGCGUUCACGAUGAACGCGGUCGUGCUGUUGACCAUUGGAGCUGGGGUGCUGGCUGUGGGGUCCAGCGGAGACCGCCCCGCCGGGGAGUCGAAAAAGGAGUACGUGGCAGCGUUUCUGAUGACCUUUGCGGCGGCGGCUUUGUACGGGGCUCUUCUGCCGUGUAUAGAGUUGACUUACAUCAAGGCAAGGCAGUGUUUAAGCUAUACUUUGGUUUUGGAGUUUCAGAUGGUUAUGUCCCUCUUUGCCACUGCUUUUUGUACCGUUGGAAUGCUGGUAAACAAAGAUUUCCAGGCAAUUUCUAGGGAAGGCAGAGGAUUUGAGAUAGGAGAAGCAAAAUACUAUGUGGUUGUAGUGUUCAGUGCCCUUAUUUGGCAGAUAUACUUCAUCGGAGCCGCCGGAGCCAUCUGCUACGGAUCGUCUUUGCUCUCCGGCAUUAUCGCUGCCGCAUCACUAUCUCUGACGGAGGUGUUGGCGGUGGUAGUUUACGGCGAAAAAUUUGGGCCGGAAAAGGGGAUUUCACUGGCGCUUUCGCUCUGGGGAUUUGUAUCUUACUUCUAUGGAGAAGUGAAGAAUGGUGAUAAUAAUAAUAAGAAAGAGGAACUGCAAGUUCAAGUAAAUAAUAUGGAAGCAAAUGAAACUCUUCCUAUGUAACAUUCUAUUGCUCCAUCCUUGUAUGCAUGCUAUGAAAAUUGUAAUAAUAAAAUGUUAUUUUAAUUUUCCAUUAAUCUUGAA
Molecule: messenger RNA, 1177 nt
Organism: Ipomoea triloba (trilobed morning glory)
Lineage: Eukaryota; Viridiplantae; Streptophyta; Magnoliopsida; Solanales; Convolvulaceae
Product: purine permease 3-like
Exons: 2
Coding region: 14-1096 (360 amino acids)
Cellular component (GO): membrane
Molecular function (GO): purine nucleoside transmembrane transporter activity
Source: RefSeq, a predicted model, not a curated record